GUGGGAGAUGACAGCAGCGGAUGCUGCUGUAUGCCAUUCGCGGGAUGAACCAUAACAGCGCGAGAGAAAUGUUUUGCGCUAUACAUACUACAAUUUGUGCUAGACUUCCAAAGAGCACGGAUGGGUUUUCUUUGGCCUCCCCGCCAGUAUAUGGGGCAGUCGUGAAGAGGGUGUGUGAGUUUUUCUUUUCUCCCUCGUUUUUUUUUCGCACGAAAAAAGGCUGAAAAUAGUGGAAAAUUGUGACAAAUGUGAUUAGAAGCUGUCGCGGAUAGUGUGCACAGCAGUUGUUGGAAGCGUUCAAUGAUGGGGGACAGUUUAAUAAAUGAAGCUGAAAGCUUCGAAAUGUUAAAGGCUCUGUAUGACUUUACGGCCGUUUACCCGAAAACGAUUAGCUUCGACGAGGGCGAGUACUUUAUCCUACAUCAAACCAGUGCCCGCCAGCGGAACUGGUGGCAAGUGGUCAGCAUGAAAGGCAACAUCGGAUUCGUUCCGUCGAAUUAUGUCAUGAAGCUAAAGGUGGAUCCGAACUUCCUCAAUGGAUUUCUCGAAUCCAGCAUUGAAUCCCUGCGAAUGUCGACUGACAAAGAAAUUAACGGUAUCAUUCACCGUGACGAACUGAUGGAUAGACUGAUGGAGAAGAAGAUGAGAGUUGAAAAACUGCUAAAGAGUGAAUUUUCAGACAACGAAGAAGAACAGCCUCUCAAAAUGGGCAAUGGAAGCAUCAGACAUUUGGAUGAUUAUUCCUGCAAUAAUUGUAUAGAUCCCAAUCAAAAUUACAAAGAUGCUGAAUAUAGGCGUUCACCGGUCACCUCAAAACAUGAGAAACUAACCAAGAAGUCACAAUCUAGUCCUGCGGUAGGAGCCACAAACAGUGUACCGCAGUUUGUGCAGGAAAGUCCCAGCAUGAGCAUUCUUUCAUCGAAGCUCAACCAGGACGAUCCGGCAACACCGACGGCACAGGAAAGUAGUGUGCUAUCCGAAGUGUCCGAAGCGGAAACUACCAACACGGCGACCACGACUACAACCACAACUACAAGCGACGAAAUCACGGCCAUCUCCAGAGGGGAUGAAGAAAAUGCUCGAACAGAGUUGAUCGCGGAACCAGAAAUACAGACCGAUCACGAGAUGGAGCUAGAAAUUACCAAUAAUGAUGACAUGACUACCAGCGAGAACGAACCACAACCCAAAGAGUCCUCCGCCAAAGAACCAUUAAGCGAACCGGAUACGAUUGCGGAAAGUCAAAACCUGAACGAUAUCUCCGACGCGAGAAUCGAGCCGCAGGAUGUUUAUCAGGUGGUGGAUGCUAUCCGUACCAACACCAGCCUGAGUCAUGAGAUGGCUUGCGUUGCACUCCGCGUUGUGCUCAGUGAACUGGAACCCUUGCUGCCUCCCCCAGUGAUCAAGCAUUUGGAACCGAUAGCCGUGCAUCUGACCGCCCCCCUGGACGUACCGGAUGCAUUACUAGCCCAAACCCAUGAUGCCCAGCGGCUGAGGGUGAUUUUCACAGGUCUCUCGGACUGUAAGAAUGAUUCCGAACAGCGCACCUGGAUGCUACACGAAGACGAAGCGGAUAUCAGUCGGUAUCUCAACGAAUUGAUUACCAUUCUCACGGAUGCCGAUCCGAAAAUCUGCCGCAAUGAGAUGGCAGUUGAUCACUACCAAAGUGUCAUCAAUUUGGUUCUUUAUUAUCAGAUGGAAACGCGUUGGUCCAUCCGUAAGCUGCUGCUGAAGGCAUUUAAAGCAAUGUGUCACCUCGAUUACACUACGGUUGAUAUUCUGCUCGGUUCGGUCUUACCGCUGGAAAUUGUCCAGGAUAUGAUUUCCAACGCCAGGAACGUGGAGAAACUUCAGGAGCUAGCCAAUAUGUUGAUUAUUGUAUUCUCGAUUGGUAGACGAAUGCCGGUGAACCAGCAAGAGCACCUCAGAUCCGACUUCGUUAUCUUUCUAUUGAAUAUCAUCGAGAACCCGCCGGACACGGAUAUCCACAAUGUGUUAUCGGACACCAUGAUCAACCUUAUAUUGUCGUUUAAUCUGCAAUUCGACAACUUCGCCGACAAUGUCGUACUCGAGGCCAUGGAGCAAAUACAAACCGCAAAAACAUUCACCGAGAAAAUCUUGGUGCUUAUUAAUCGUGAAGAGGAUCCAGUACAUACCCUAAAACACACUCCAGCGCACAUAAAUCCUGUUCUAAAGAUGUUAGUGGACUUAUUCAGCCGAACGGAAACUGCUUCCAUCUUUUAUACCAACGACCAGAAUGUGCUGAUUGAUAUUCUUGUGCGCCAGUUGUCGGAUCUUUCGGCCGGAGAACCGAUUCGCAAAUGGUACCUGGAGCUCUGCAGAAAGAUCGUGCGAAACACACGGUACUCAGAGCACCAACACCGCAAGCAGGACCUGAUGAAGAUCUUCACCCGGAUCUUCUGCGAGGAGACGGAGUGCAGCGCCGGAGAUCAGCAGAUUGUGCGGGAGAUUGCCAACGAGUUCCCGCAAAUAUUCAAAGCGUGAAAACAGUUGGAACGCAAUGGCUUCGAGCAGGCCGCAUCCCCCACGCCAGCAAUAAUACCAAACGUACUGAUGGAGGUUACCGCGGGUACCGUGCAGAUGCACUCGAGUUUUGUUCAGUAUCUUUUUACGCGCGUCCUUGGCAGGAAGGAUGGCCAUAAUAAUAGCAUUUCUAUGCUUCCGAAUAAUUAGUUGCAGUGAAUGUUGAAGCUUGUCGUUGGGUUUUUCUAACUAGAAUUCGGAAAAAAAAACUGGUGGACAGAGUGGUGCUGGGAUGUAACAGGGUUUUUUCCGAAAAUAUUUUACACAUUUGUAUAUAUUCUCAGUUUACAUAGCAGUAUAGAAUCCUAAUGGCUCGUACUACACUGAUGGUCGCAAAAAAUCCCAUUUGAAAUCGAAUUGUUCGAAUAUUGAAAGUUUUGUCAAACUUUUCGGUAUUCCAGUCAAUACGUUAAAGUAGGUAAUAUGACCCCUUUUGAUCUCGAUAAUCAACUGACAACCCAUACUCUCAUUGGGGUUCCGGAGGUGUUGGGGAUUCAGCUCGUUCCAAGCUUUCUUCAACGCAGCAAAAUGGUUUUGCUUGUUCGUAACGUCGGUUUUGUCCACUUUGUUGUUCAAAAUCGCGUUCAAAAAUUCCUAAUACGAAUCAAGUUCGGGCCGAUGGGAAAAAUGCUGUUGUUUUCUUCGCAGAAUGCUUCAGGUUAUUAUCUUGCUGUAAGGUGUAAUUAUUCUUCAAACUCAUUUUCAGCAUGGAUUCUUCCAGGUUCUUGCGCAAAAUGUCGAUGGAACCAUCGGCAGUCAUAAUACCGUUGACCUGCGCUGUGUGUCCCACCCCAGCCCACGAGAACCAGCGCCCCACCAUGAUGCUCCCAACACAGUACUUCAUAAUCGGUUGUAGAUGCCGGUUCUGGAGGCCCUCGUCGCUCAGAUUUUCUUGUUAAACGACUCGAACUUUGACUCUUCCGACCAAAUAACGCGCUUCCAGAAUUCAGCGACUCGUUGACAUGAUCCUUCGCAACCUUAUUUUUUUUUUUUUUUAUCUUCGCUUAUUUUUCGUCGGCCUAUUUCCGCCACUUUAGUGCCAAUCACCGACAACAGGGAGGCGACUCCACCUGUUCCUACCUAUCAGACUCAACAACUCAUGAGCCGGGCCAACUUCUUUUACUUCCCCUCCGAAGGAAGACGUAACCAGAGAUUUUUCGCCUCAGAAAAUCCCAACGACGCCAGCUGGGAUUGAACCCAGGCCGAUCGGAUUCUUCGCAACCUGAAGUCGUUUUUUGUUGGUGUUGCUGAUCAUCUGUCCCUUUUGGCGAAGUAGCUCUUCAAGUGACGUUCCACCAUGCGUCGUCGAAUGGUGCGAUUGGAAAGGUCCAGAUCCAACCAUUCUUUAAUCGCCUAAAUGAUCUUUCGUAGGUGUUCUUUACUUCACGAAUGAUUAGCGUGUUCGUUCUUGCAUCAGUCGUUUCGGUCCUCUUCCCGGUCAAUCGGCCACGCAUCUGAUGCAUCCGAGUGACCUGCUGGUCCGCACCACGGCUAACUUCUCAGCAAUGUUUUGUUCAGAUUCUUUACAUUGGAAGUCGUGCACAAUCGAAUUUCGGACCUGCUUUCCACCCAUUUUCCGGGAGCUUCCUCAACGUCAAAAACACGUCACUGUGCACGAAAAGUUGACUAAACAGCUACGAAAAUUAUGUUUGUGUCAUAUGUAAACAACUAGCUGACGAAACCGAGGGGUGUAUCGAUGAAGAAAACACGGUAAAACAAUUUUACGAAAGUGAUUUUUUGAUGUCAUACCCUAAAACAAAAGUAAUUUUAUGUUUUUCUAAAAACUAAAUCAACCAUGCUGAAAUGACUGGAAUACCGAACAAUUAAAAAAAAACUUUUAUAUCGGAAUAGUUCGAUUGCAGAGUUUUUUUUAAUGCCUUUUUCAUUUUUUAUUUGAGAGGCUUUCAGCCUCCUGGGUGCACCCGUGGCCGAGUGGUUAGCGUCUCACAUUAUCAUGCCGGGUGUUCGGGUUCGAUUCCCGUUCUGGCCGGAGGAUUUUUCGUCAAAGAAAUUUCCUUCGACUUGCACUGUGGUCACGCGUAUUCAAGAACUUGCCCCUCGGAAUACAUUCAAGGAGUGUUAUUUGGCUUAAGAAAUCUCAACUAAGUAUUAAUAAAUGACGCUAGUUAAUGCAUACGUUGAGAAGGCAAAAGUUUCACAGGGAACGUUAACGCCAUUCAAGAAGAAGAAGAAGCUGAUUCGCCUCUGUAGCGACGGCAGUAUACAUUUUCCGCACAUUUCAAUAAGUAAAUGAUGUUGGUUUAUCCAGUCGAAAAUAUGAUCAUGGUUUGUCCACUUUUUUGAAUGCUCUAGUUCAGCGCACCUGUGUCAAAUCAGAUAUUCAAAUGUUUCCAAACAUAUAAAUAAAAUAGUCUUGUUCAUGAUUUACAGUAGUUUUAUAGGAUAUUUUUACGGAUUCAAAUGUUUUUAAGGUUUAUGAAGUCCACCUUCUAUUGGUGUCAAAGCGCGCCUCAUUUGAGCUAACUUUCAAUCAACCACCAGAUGAUUAUUUGGCACGUAUUCAGACCAUUUCUGGAUUAUAACACUUACAAAUAUAGUAAACAUCAUGCUUGCACACCAUUUGGAUCUGAUUUGUACAUCUAAAACAUGUUAUAAAUGCAUUUCAAUGAACUCAAUUCUGAUCGUGAUUUAUUCUACCUUUAAAAUGUCCAAGAAAAAGCAAUAUUCUGAACAAAGUCUAAAUUAUGAAUGGAUCGAUUUGAUGACAUCAAACUCAAGCAAUGAGAAAUGCAACAUCUACUUGAAAAUUCGAUGUUUUUUUCAUUCAAAAAUAGUGAUUUCUAAAACCAAACAAAUCAUGAUCAGAAGUGGACAAACCAUGAUCAUAAUUACGCUUUGAUGAAAUCGUUAAAAACAUAAAAAUUUGGAUAAUUUGGACGCCUAUGGUAUUAUUAGCAACUAGAGACUUGGAGCUUUUCCACAAGCCCAACAAGCCUUGCGUCUUGAUUAUAUGUGAUUUUCAUUAAGAAAAAUCGUUUUGCAUUUACUGGUUGCGUGAAAACACCCUAAAUCGGACCAACCAAAAUCAUUUACCCUACAUAAAAUACAUAUAAAAAUUAUAGGAGGUUGUAUACGACCGCAUUCUUGACGUAGAACUACGCUGUUAUGUUAUAUAAGUCGCUUGUUUAUACCUUCGUAUAUUAUUCUAUAAUGCUUUGGCGCACCUUAACGUCUGCUUCGCCAUAAUGUCAGUUUAAUGCAUUGAUAAAUUCUCGAAGGCACCAACGAAGCCCUUAUGAUGACGGAAAACAAACAGUGUUAACUGCUUGGAGAAAGACUGAAUUGUGCCACACAGCUUGUACUCUGCUGAAAGACCCAUCGAUGCGAAUUCGCUGAUGAGUUUGUCAAGAGCGACCGCCUCCACCACCAGCGGGGGGAGCUUGAUUUUUGUUGAUGCCUGGGUAACGGCGUUUACAUUAUUUAUGACCGACGCGCCGAAAUCGCCUACUUCGCUGUUGUUCGAUGCGGUGUCACACUGGCAAGGUUCGGUUCAGUGCGAGCGCUUUUCACUGCACCAACAUCGCGUGCAUCAUUAGAUGACGCUUGCCUCGAAAUUUUAUUGCCCCUGGCAAUACGUUCGUUUUUUGCAGGGCUCGAACCUGCCUUCCUCUUCUUCUUGCUCAUCGAAGAAGUCGUCCAAUUUAUGACGCGGAAAGAAAAACACGAUACGAAUAAAGGCCGUUUUAUAUUAUCCAGCACGUAGCGUAAACGGCACGUACCGACACCGGCAGACAAAUACAUGAUGUAUUCAUAUCAUCAGACAUAGCAACUUCUCUGUACGGACCGGCAGCGCGGACGGAGCGGAGAAAUGCUACUGGUGAUUGAACCGAUGUCGUACCGAAGAGCGACGAACGCACCACUACCACGAACUUCGACGUUUGAUAUGUAUGUAUGGUGCUACUCGCCCGUGUAGUUCGUGCCCGGCACCGGCAAAAUAUUCUUUUCGAGAAAUCCUUCAUGCAUUUGUCUGAAACGUGCUGUGUAUGUUCGGAGCCGUUCCGCUAUGUAUACGCAUACACAUUUGAAACACAUGCAAUAAUAUUUGUCUUGCAUGAAACGUGCCGUGCCGGUUACGCUACGUGCCUGAUAAUAUAAUAUUACCUUAACGCGAAAAACGAACAGAAAAACCAAACGACGAUAUCCAAGUUGGAUUACCAUUGGUGGGGUCCAAUCUUAGAUCGAAGCGCAGCGAAAGCAAAGUGAACUGGAUUACUCAACAGUCCGAUGCCGAAUGAAAGUUUGCCUCGUCGAGAUCCACUGUUUAUACUCUAGGCAAGUAUUCCCCUUCAUUCUUCUACUUUUCCUUUGUUCAUGGGGACUUUGAAUCCUACGAUUUCCCCUCCGUUGCUCGUCGAUAAGUUGCUCUCUAUUGACAGGUCUGUUCGGGAAAGCACACAAAUGGACAGAACAAAUGUAUGGGAAAAUGGAAACGCCUCAAGUUUUCAUGAAUUUUAACCAUUUACAAACCGGGGGAUUCUAAUGUAUAGCAUAUUAAACAAAUCUUACGUAAUUUCCGAUUCGUUUAGUAUGUGAAUCGCCAAAAUCCGUUCGCGGCAAAAAUAGUUAUUAACGUUAACUUUAUUUCAUAAAAACGUGACCUGUUUUCUGAUUUGGCACCCUUAAUGAAAGACGUGGUUCUACGUCAAAAAUUAACAUAGAAUGACUGCAUAAAAUUUGAACUUGAAAUAACAACGAUUUAAAACAAUUAAACAAAAUUCUCGUCCAUUCCUGCUUGCUUGCUGGAUCAGAUGGCAAGAAUGUGCUCGGAUCAUGGCUCCAGAUCAGUGGAAAGGACGCCAUGCCGUUGAACACACUGAAUGUUCGACGGAAUUGUGGAGCGACGAUAUUGACAGUGAUCGCAGAGUAGACGGAAAGGUCCUCCGUUGAAAUCGUGUGAGACCGAGCAGUGACCCUUAACCUCUCUGAGGAACUUCUCGAAAAUGCCGGCCACCUCUGCCGAGAAGACCUGACAAAUCGCCACUUUUUUUUGCCGGAAAUUAGUCUGUUAUUACCGCCGUUUACCCCAAAUCCAACUCCUGAUGGUCUUUUUGUGCCGUCCGUAUACCUGAUUUCGUGGAUACAGUAUUUUUCUGCUAUGAUGGACUUAAAGUGUUCUGCAGACCGUCCGAGCUCUGCAGGAUUGUGUUGCUAAGGGCGGUCAGGUAGGUAUUCCCACUACCGCUGAUUUUCGAUAAUGAUUUGGCAGUCCUAGAUAUGAUGGCCUAGUCGAUGAUUAAGUCGAAAGAGCGUUCUCUAAUUUCAGCGUAGACAGAUUCAGCUGGUUUAAUAAAUCGGUGCCAGAGUUUUUGGGAGCAUAUCUGCGGCCAAACACGUCAGCUCGAGGCCAUAGGUGAGACGACUGCUGAUGAUAGCAUUUGCCACCCGUUGUUGCUCCUUUGUGGUUUGGAAAUAGUUUUCAGAAGGUGGCAUAGUUCUUAUCAAUUUCCUACAAAUGGCGGAGGAAGCAAAGUUUGUGGUCGACCAACACUCCGAAGAUGUUUAAUGUUUUUGGACGAGAAAUGCAUUCUUUAUAUCUGGAUCCUGGAAGUGAGACCCUUAUGUCUGAGGCUGCAUAUCACCAUAUGGCCGCUCUUCUGCGCUGAGAGUUAGUUAGAAAGUUAGAAAGUCUCUUUCGGCUCCCAUCGGCCGAUGGCGUCACUAGCUGUCUGUAUCCUGAUGCGUGGAAUCCUGUGGGUGGCAUCAGAAGAAUGUCAUACGCGUAGACGAACACGAAGGCUCUCCUAGGCAGCACCUGGAACAGACUAUUCAUGACGACGAGAAAGAAGGUGUCGGCAAAAACAUAACCUUGAGGUACUCCUGUCUCGUGUAAAACUUUGGAGCUGUCCUCGGAUCACGAAUGGAGCCCGGAAGGGGUUUUCGUUCUUGGGUUGGAGGCUUCGACCCCCUCUGUGACUAUUUUGUUGAAAGUGUGGGGUUGUCCCUAGAUAGCAAGAAGUCGUAGGUUUUUUAAAAGGUUGUCCAGUUCACAUGGGUCUACGAGUCAUGAGCGUUGGCGGGUCGUUGAAGCUAACGGUUAUCGGGUAGUGGUCGCGCCCAUGAAAGCCGACGGCUUUGUUCCAUCCUAGCCUACCCACCAAGUUAAGGCUUGCCGCUGAAAUAUCAAUAGCUGUGAUACUUGUACCUCUGCGGAAAGUAUACGUGCCGUCGUUCCCUUCCCGUCUACCCUAAGGAUUUUUUGGAUGUUUGUUGGGGAAACUAGAUUAAUCUCUUUGAGUGCGAUUAUAGACGCUGUCAGCUCUCGAUCAAGAAUCCCCAGUUCUUCUAAAUUGUUGUACAGCCCAUUGAUGUUCCAUUGAAGAGCGAGGUUGGUGGUCAGACUUUGCUGCUCUGAUAGACGGUGUGGUGAGGAAUCCGAUGUGUAGUGGUAUUGGAUGCGAUGUUUCCUGGUGGAACUCCAUCGACAACGUUGCGCGGUUGGGCUACCUUGCCACUCGGAGGCAGCCAAGGAAACGUGGUGAGAUUUGUUGGGAAGUUGGAGCUCCGGCCAUAGCUUGAAUAAAAUAUCGUCGACUGCGUCUGCAUCAUGCAUCAUAGAUGUCGGCAUUAGACUUUGCUUCAACUGGCAUAGGCGAAGCACGGUCGAAUCAGAGGGUGGAUCUUCGGUGAAUUAGGACAUCAACUGUGGAUGGUGCUGUGUCGGCGGCUUGAAGGAUCGCAGUGGCAACGAUAGACGAUGUUGUCGUUACCGCCCUUGUGCGUCCCGGUCUCUGGUACUAAUCCCACGUGGUUCUUCGAGGAAUAUGUGUUGCCACGCUUUUGCAUUCCGAUUGCUGAAUCGUAGUAUACUGCAUCUCCCUGGCGCUGCGGGUAGCAUGCCAGUACAGGUGGGGAUAUAACGUCCGCACUGAAGGGGCAUCAUGCCUUUUGUUUUUUUAUUUCAUUUAUUUGUACCUGCUCAGUUACGUUGGUUUCAAGUUCUGCGAAGGUCAAACGAUAUAUCUCUUCGUUUCCCUGCUCCCUCCAUUCUGUUCAUCUAUAAAAAACUAAUCAGCAAUUCGAUUCCAAUGGUGGUAAAUUGUAAGAGAGACCUAUUUAUUCGACAAGAACAAAAACAAAAAAACUACGCCAUAGCCCAAAGUGGCCAAGCAUUUCUAUUGCUAGAUGUAAUAGAUUAUUUAAUUGAUAGAAAUGCAAACUUUUAAAUACAAUUUUGACAUAAUCUAUACACAGAAUAAGUUUUAGAUAGUAAAACUCGUACAAAAAAUACAAGAAGGGCACACAUUGAUUGUUAGAACUUUCAAAUUUCUCUUCCCAAAAAAAAAACAGUCGACAGCAAAUCUUUUCCGGUGGUCCAGCGCGAAUCGAUUCAACAAAACCAAUAUUGGCCGCCCAACUGGGUACCAGCAGCUGUGCAUUUACGCUUACGAAUGGUUAGGUGUUAACUCCAUUUUACUAUCCCAAAAAUAUAUAUAUAAAAAUGUGAUGCCGAAAAAAAAAUCUAGAGACGAGAAAAAAAACACAUGAACUGAAUUAUUUCAACAAAUAAGAAUGCCACAUGUAUGUUAUUCACCUUGGAACAUGCCUUUGUUAAGUGUAACAGGAAAUUUCCAGUGUUGAGCUUACUCUUCCAUUUAUGAUAGGUAUAUUCUCAGAAAAUGUUUUUUCAUAUAAAAAAUUGGCUUGUUAAAAAUUAUACCUAUAGUUUAUGACGUUUGUUUGAGUCAGUAGUGAACAAUAACGAAUCAAGAAGAAAAAUUAAAUGUUAUAUUUUAUCCAAGCGUAGCAUCGUUGAAUUAGUCCGUAAGCAGAAGCGAACAACAUAAUGGAUACUCGUGUAUGUAUUUGAUAUUUGGUAACGAAAAACAAAAACACAGAUAAUUAAACAAAAAUUUCCUUCCAUACUACCUAUUAUGCCAAAAACUAUCGAUACUCUUUUCGUAGUGUCUAAAGUUCGGAGCUCUCAAUUAAUCACUCCUUAAGCAAAAAAAAACCUAUCCAUUUGGAGCAGUUAGGUUUUGGAAUUACCGGUAUUUUAAUCUUAUUAUAAACACGAAAAAUGGAAAAACAAACACAGCAGAGUUACAAUUUUAAGCAACGCCAGAAGGGUUCACAUAACCAAUGCCCGUCAACAACCAACAGUGAAAGAAGGCAGAGAACAAAGUUUUAAUGACGAUGAUAAACCAGUUGAGAGUAAUAAAAACCUAUUUAAGAAAAAAAAGAAGACAGGUAUUUUGGUAGGUUAAAAACGCGUUCAAAGUUUAUAAAACAUGUAGCUAUUUAAAAACCAAAAAAAAGAAAUUGUAAUAUGGGGCAGAUGUGUGGGAAGAUAACUCACACAGAUUAAUAUCUGCUAGAACUUGUAACUAGGGAACCAUCUCAAACGUGGUCAUACAUGAUUACUCGAACAAAACUACAGAUGUUUGGAUAACAAUAAAGAGAGACUAGAUGCAAAAUAAAUAUUGUACUAGAAA
This is a messenger RNA of Toxorhynchites rutilus septentrionalis, 10994 nucleotides long. RefSeq names its product NCK-interacting protein with SH3 domain. Bases 301 to 2502 code for a protein of 733 amino acids. Lineage: Eukaryota; Metazoa; Arthropoda; Insecta; Diptera; Culicidae. The transcript is spliced from 8 exons. Gene Ontology annotation, molecular function: protein binding; Arp2/3 complex binding. Gene Ontology annotation, biological process: endocytosis. The record is from RefSeq and is a predicted model, not a curated record.